Messenger RNA from Esox lucius (northern pike), 5898 nucleotides. It is a transcript of the gene itga3b, whose product is annotated as integrin, alpha 3b. The transcript has 26 exons. Lineage: Eukaryota; Metazoa; Chordata; Actinopteri; Esociformes; Esocidae. Gene Ontology annotation, molecular function: integrin binding. The record is from RefSeq and is a predicted model, not a curated record. Gene Ontology annotation, biological process: cell-cell adhesion; leukocyte migration; cell adhesion mediated by integrin. The coding region runs from base 163 to 3330 and encodes 1055 amino acids. Gene Ontology annotation, cellular component: integrin complex; external side of plasma membrane.
CACUGACACCUAGGCAGUGGCAGUCAUUUCCAAAGUCCAGAGGGAAUAGACGUUUCUCAGUGGAGUGCGUAUUUUGAAAUAAAUAUUUUACAGGGACCUCAGUUUUGGAGAGAUCUAUUUUAUUCCCGUGUCGAUCGCGGAGCCACGGGAAAGCACAUUAAUAUGCAAGGCAUAAACAUGGCCUCAAGUGAAUAUCUCUGUUUGGCAUUGGCUGUGUGUUGUAUGACUUUGACCUGCAAUGGAUUUAAUAUUGACUCGCGAUUUCCAGUUGUCAAAGAUGGGAAAACCAUUGGCAGUUUCUUUGGAUUCUCUGUUGCAUUGCACAAACAGACGGACGGGUCCAAUAAAUACCUCCUUCUAGCUGGAGCACCCAAGGACAAAGCAGUGAGUCUGAGGAACGUCAACGAGACAGGUGCCAUUUACUCUUGUCCCAUCACCACAGAUCUCAACGACUGUGCAAGGAUGGACCUGGUCAGCUCCACGGACUCGACAGAGAUGGUGGAGGGAAUGUGGCUUGGGGUGACAGUGGCCAGCCAAAGAGACCUGCCAGGGGGCCGAGUGCUGGCAUGUGGGCAUCGCUACGUGAAGGUGUUGCAGGGAGGCACGGAGGAGCAGAGGCGGAUGGUGGGAAAAUGCUACGUCAGGGGAAAUGACCUGACCUACGACCCUAACGACGAGUGGCAGGCCUAUAGCUACGAGCUGUGUAACCCCAACUACGACAUGGAGCUGGAGGGGCUUUGCAACAUCGGCAUCUCGGGGGGCAUAACCGACACGGACGUCUACCUGGGCUCUGUGGGCAGCUACCUGUGGCAAGGCAAUGUUCAUGUAGUGUGGAGAAACCCUGAUCCAGGAAACACAUGGGACUCCAGUGAAAAAGACUUUGGGCAACUGGACAGCAGAAACAGUUAUAUGGGUUACUCUGUCUUUGAGGACCGGAAGUUGCUGAGUCGGGAUGACAUCACAGUGGUGACGGGGGCCCCGCGGAAUGAGUCCAUUGGCUCAGUGACGCUGGCUAAGAAGGGCAACACAAACCUGGUGCCUGAGGUUGUCAUCCUUGGAGAACAAUUGGGCUCAUACUUCGGGAACAGCCUGGCUGUCACCGACCUCAACAACGAUGACUGGAACGACUUGAUUGUAAGUGCGCCGUUCUACUUCGACCGCAAGGAGGAGGUGGGCGGGGCGGUGUACGUCUUCAUGAAUGAGAACGGAUCGUUCCAGUCGUCUCCUAGCAUGGUUCUGAAGGGUCCCACAGCAUCUGGUUUUGGAUUCGCCGUGGCAGCCAUUGGGGACGUCAACCAAGAUGGAUUCCAAGACUUUGCAGUAGGAGCCCCAUUCCAUGAGUCGGGAAAGCUGUACAUCUGGAUGGGAAGUAAGCAGGGAAUCGCCAAAGAGCCCAGUCAGGUGAUUGAGGGAAAGUCAGUAGGAAGUGGGGGGUUCCAGACCUUUGGCUACUCCAUCAGUGGAGGAAUGGACAUGGAUGAAAACAGUUACCCUGACAUCCUGGUUGGUUCACUGGACGACCGCAUCGCACUGCUCAGGGCUCGUCCAGUUAUCCAUCUCUUUAAGAACUUCACCGUACAGCCGAAGAUUGUGGACCCUAACGCUUGCCCACCUAAUAACAAACCCUGUGUGACCGUGACAGUGUGUUUCUCCUACACACUCAGCAAUGGAAAAACUAAUUUUAAGAAAGACAUCAAUGUGAAGUACACAGUGGAAGCUGACAAGGAUCGGCGGAGCCCACGAGUUCGCUUCCUUGACAAUAACCCUUACACAUACACCGGUGUCCUUACCUUACCAUCGCCCAACAUUGAGUGUGAGGUGCUGGAGCUCAGAGUGGAGGAUAAUGUGAGGGACAAGUUGGAGCCAGUGGUUUUCUUCCUCAAUGUGUCCCUGAAUGAGGAGAAGUUCAAAGUCCGAAAAGUCUUGCAGAACCUGGACUCCUACCCGGUACUGAGCCAGAAACAGAAAGUCACUGAGAAGACAGUGAUCAACUUCAAGAAGCAGUGUGGCACAGACAACAAGUGUACCAGUAACCUUCAACUCACAGCUGAGUUUGCCGACGACAAACUCAGGCCAUACCCCAGGAAGGCGUUCCAACAGGUGUUGAAUUACAUCAGUAGUGUGAAGAAGAUUAUGCUACUAGUCUAUGUGACUAACUUGCCGAACCCUAGGAAGGUAGCGGAGGAUGCCCACCAGGCCAUGCUCAACAUCACCAUACCCUCCACUCUUCGAUACUCUGGUGUGCGCUCCCCGGAUCCUGAGGUAGUGUGCCGUGCUGAGGAGACUGUUAUUUGUGACCUGGGGAAUCCACUGAAAAGCAAUAAGAAGGUUUCUCUGACCCUCAUCUUGGAGACAGCAGGUAUCAGUCUCCAAACCAGAGAGAUUGAGUGUCAGUUGCUGUUGUCCACGUUGAGUGAGCAAAAUGACCUGUAUCCUGUCUCUGUGCCCCUGCUGGUGGAGAACACCAUCCAGACCUCCUUCUCAAUAGAAAAUUCCCUGGUCCAGACACACUUCAGCGGGGAGGUGAUGGGGGAGUCCGCUAUGAAAACGACCAGGGAUGUGGGCAGUCCAGUGGAAUUCACUUUCAAGGUGUCAGUGGAGGGACAGCCAUUAGGUGCACUGGGAACCUUGGCGGUAGAAUUUGAGUGGCCCCAUGAAGUGACCAAUGGGAAGUGGCUUCUCUACCUGACUGAGAUCGUCACCGUGGGGACGGCUGAGACAAACUGCAAUCCUCCAGGGAUUGUCAAUCUGCUCAACCUCACGAUGCCAGAGAAAAGCAGCAAGCGUCACAGACGAGGGGUGGAUGACCAACCGCCAAAUAUCAUUGAGGUGCAGGCAAUCAGUACUGGGCUGUCUCCUCGAAAAGAGACCUACAAACUGGAGUGUUCAUUGGGGACUGCCCACUGUGUGACCUUCACCUGCCCCUUGGUCAACAUGUCCUCCUCUGCCAAGAUCAUUGUGAGGGCACGUGUGUGGAACAGCACUCUGUUAGAGGACUACAAAAAUGCUUUAAGGAUCGAGGUCAUAGGUCGAGCCGCACUGAAACUGGUGACGGACUCCUCCAACAUCAAUAUGGAAAGAGAGACCAGAGAGUUCCGGAUAGAUAUUGACCCUGUCCUUGGGGUGGAGCAGCCUUACGAGGUUCCUCUGUGGAUCAUUAUUGUUGCCGUAUUAGCAGGGAUCCUGCUGUUAGGAGUCAUCAGCAUCAUAUUAUGGAAGUGUGGCUUUUUCAGGAGGGCCAACAGGAGGGAAAUGUACGAGGCCAAAGGCCAGAAGGCUGAGAUGAAGACCCAGCCAUCAGAGACGGAGCGCUUGACAGAGGACUACUGAGACAGGAGAGGCCCCCACUGAGGGGCUAUGCAACACUCCACUAGGGCUCAUGGCUUGGCUUCUUCAAGCGCACCAUCUACUACCGGAUUAUGCCAAAGUACCACGGAGUGAAAAUCCGUAAGGAGGAACGCUACCAGUUCAACAUGGGCUUCCAGCCAGAGGAUCCAGGCAAGAAAUACUGGAUCACCAACUGGACAGAGAUGCAACGUUACUACUACUGAAACCCUGACCUUUGACCCUGAAACACUGAUCUCUUGAAACCUGCCAAAUCCCAGGAGAAUAUGGUGUUGUCAACACAACUGGGAAGGUGGAAAAGAACAUGUUCUUAGAUAUUGCCUGGGUUACUGACUUGAAUGACUGUUGAAAGUGAUUUUUCCCAGGCAGUUUUUUUUAUUUUUAUUUUUUUAUUCUAAGUUAAUGCUAAUCAUGGAAGAGCUGCAGUUGGAUGUUGGAGAUGUAGGAGGUUACACUUGUUUUGAACUCAGCAAUAGUGACGGGAGGACACAGUGGUUGUUGUGAGGUCACACAAGUUGUAGGUGACAGCACAAAGACCAAUUGUAAAUACUGACCAAUUUGAUUCUGAACAUUUCUGUAUAGAAAAGGCUGAGUACAAGUCAGUCAACUUGCAUACAAAUAUAUAUAUAUUUUUUAGAGCAGUAUGCUAAAUAUACGGUUUUAGAUUUAGCAAUGUCCUAAGCAUUUUGAUGAAAGCAGUGAUGUACAUUGAAAAGGGGGUGUUUUAAAAAAUCUCAUUUUGGUUGUAAUUCUUAUUUUCCUACCGGGGCAUAUAUAUAAGUAAAAGACCUUUGCAUGUACAGUGCAAACAAGGUAAAUAUGAACACAAGGGUAUAAAAAAAUACAUGAUUUUUGUUUAUCAGCUUGAACUUACACUAAACAUUAUCAUAUGAAUACAAACUUUAAUUAAAAAAGAUAUUAAUUGGCAUCAGGAAAUAAUAACUGUAUUAAAAAAUGUGUGCCAAAAUUAUUGGCACCCCUUGAAUAUCUAAUUAAUAAAAUCUAAUUGAUGUAUAUUCUAAUUAAUAUUUUACUUUUUACAGUUUAUCUGAGUCUUUGGGAACUCUUAUGUGGUCAUUCAUUACAUUUUGUUUCACCGAGAAACAAAUAUGAGGUGACACACACAAAAUAAACUCCCAUUGUCAUCAUCAACAUGAGAAAGACCAGAGAACACACAAUUGUUAAUAAGUCUAAGGGUUGCUGACCAUCACAAAUAAGGCAAUGGCUAUAAAAACAUGGAUACACCCCUGAAAAUACCCAUACCCACUAUUAGGCCAAUAAUUUAGAAAUGUUAAACACCCGGAGCUAAGAUGAAUCUUCCUGGAUGAGGACACAUGUUUUUCCCACACGCACAGUGAGAAAAGAAAAUAACAUAAUCCCAACUGUGUAGGGUAUUGGGUAUGUAAUGUUGUGGGGCUGUUUUACUUCCACAGGCACUGGGAACCUUAUUAAGACACAUGUCAACGUGGACUCCAUUAAGUACCAGAUUUAAGACCAAAACCUGUCUGCCUCUACAAGGAGCCUAAAACAGGUUUGUCAUUGGAUCUUCCAACAGGACAGCGAUCCAAAGCAUACCUCCAAAUCAACACCAAAAUUGUUCACUGACAAUAGAAUCAAGCUUUUGCAAUAGCCAUCACAGUCCCCUGACCUAAAUCCCAUUAAAAACCUGCGGGGUGAGCCAAAGAGCAGUGCCCACAGACGAGGACCAAGGACUCUUAAGGAUCUGGAGAGUUUAUAUAUUGAGGAUUGGUCUCAAAUUCCUUCCAGUGUGUUGUUCUGUCUCAUCAAACAUUAUAGGAGAUGGCUAAGAGCUUUUAUCUUGGGAAUGGGAGGGUGCACAAAGUGCAAAAUGCAGGGAUCCCAAUAAUGUAUUUUUUUUCUUUGAACAGUUUUAAUUAGAUUCAUAUGAUAUUUGGAGUGUAAGAUCAAGCUGACGAACAAUGUUUUUUGUCCAUAUUUACCUAGGGUACCAAUAAUUCUGGAGGCAACUGUAUAUUUUUGUUGCAUAUGAGAUUGUGGAGGAAACUUACCGUUUGUCUUUAUUUCUGUUUGUGAUCAGAUGAAUACGCCUCUACCAUGUAUUUGUUGAAGAUCUGCAUUGCAACCUGGUUAAUAUUCAUAACAUUCCCGCAUUUACAGUUAAUGUUGCAUGUCGACUGAUUCGUCUGUUACUGUUAAAUGUCCAUUGCCCUAUAAUGCUGAACUUCUGGGCUACGGAUUGGAUCUAGGCCGCAGUGGCUGUAGAUGUACCCGUCCAUGUUCCUCUCUCAUCUGUCUGCGUUUGUUUGGUGGACAGCGUCAGUGCUUCAGCGAUGAUGUCACCACAACAGCGGUUGUGCAGAUCUCUAUCGGUCGGCAUUGGGACUUUGUUAUGAGCGAACAACAAGAGUGCCUUAAAAGAUGGAUUCUGCCUUGACCCUUGCACAGGACAUGAGCGGAGUGCACGCAGUGCACCUCAGGGCCGUGUCCAGCAGUGUGACGUGGGGGCGUGUCCAGCAGUGUGACGUGGGGGCGUGUCCAGCAGUGUGACGUGGGGGCGUGUCCAGCAGUGUG